This is a messenger RNA of Brachypodium distachyon (stiff brome), 1488 nucleotides long. RefSeq lists its product as uncharacterized. The transcript has a single exon. The record is from RefSeq and is a predicted model, not a curated record. Lineage: Eukaryota; Viridiplantae; Streptophyta; Magnoliopsida; Poales; Poaceae. The coding region runs from base 169 to 1224 and encodes 351 amino acids.
CGAUGCUUGCUCGCCACCUAACCACCCCGGCCAGAUCAACCAACAAUCCCAGCUUAACACAGCGCCGACGCCGAGGCAAGCAAAGAACGGGCGGCCGGACAGGCGGACAUCACGCCCCAACGGCUGUAGCCACUACAGUAGCUAGCUCGAGAUCGGCCGUACGUUCACAUGGAUCGAUCGGUUGAAGGGGCAGCGGCGCAGUACUACUCCUCGGCGAUGGGCCCGCUGGCGGGCCAGCUUGGCGAGUGGCUGUGCCGGGCCGUGCAGCCCCCGGCACCGACGCCGUGCGGUUCCCCCGGCGGGCCGCCCGUCACGGCCCGGCGCGUCCGGCUGCGGGACGGGCGCCACCUGGCCUACGAGGAGACCGGUGUGCCCCUGCACCGCGCGCGCUUCCGUGUCGUCUUCUCCCACGGCUUCACCGGCUCCCGCCUCGACUCCCUCCGCGCCUCGCCGGAGGUGGCCGAGGAGCUAGGCGUCUACAUGGUGGGCUUCGACCGGGCCGGCUACGGCGAGAGCGACCCCAACCCGGCCCGCACCGUCGAGAGCGCGGCCCUGGACGUGGCCGACCUCGCCGACGCGCUGGGCCUCGGCGACAAGUUCCACCUCGUGGGCUUCUCCCUGGGCUGCCACGCCGUCUGGGGCGCGCUCCGCUACAUCCCGCACCGCCUCGCCGGCGCCGCCAUGCUGGCCCCCGUCGUCAACUACUGGUGGCCGGGGUUCCCGCCGGAGCUCGCGGCCCAGGAGUACGGCAAGCAGGCCCGAGGUGACCAGUGGGCGCUCCGCGUGUCGCACCACGCCCCGGGCCUCCUCCACUGGUGGAUGGAGCAGAGCUGGCUGCCAUUGCCGACCUCCACCGUGGCCUCCAACACGACGCACCUCCCCAACAAGCGCGACGCCGAGGUCCGCCGGACGCUCGCCGCCGACGGGACGCUGAGGGCCAAGAGGGAGAUGGCCACGCAGCAGGGGAUCAUGGAGUCUUACUACAGGGACAUGGCGGUCAUGUUCGGGAAGUGGGAGUUCGACCCCAUGGCGCUGCCGGAGCCGGAGUGCGAGGUGCACCUGUGGCAGGGCGACGAGGACGGGCUCGUGCCCGUUGUGCUGCAGCGCCAUGUCGCCGGGAGCCUCCGGUGGGUCAAGUACCACGAGCUCCCCGGCACCGGACACUUCCUCUCCGCCGUUCCCGGGCUCGGCGACACCGUUCUCCGGACACUCUUCAGUAAUUGAGCAGACGACAGUAAGACAAGACAAAGACAAAUACUAGUAGAUGUAGUCACGGAACUACGGUAGAAUGUUUCCUUCGUUGCUGAUGCUAAUUAUACAUGUGGACAUCACCUGCGGCAGAACUUAGAUUCUGUCUUUUCCAUUUUUAACUUUUCUGUACUGGAAAAUUAUGUUGCCAAGAAGCCCUCAAAAGUGAGAAGUUAACAUUAUUAUCCACUGAUUGUGAAUACUAAUUAUAUAACUGGCCACCGGAGCCACUGAAUUUCA